AUGGUUGGCCUAGGGCCUAGUGAUCAAGGAUGUGAUUCCUUUGAUGUGUGUAUGGUGACACGUGAAACUACACCGAGUGCGGUCGGCCGUGAGAGCACCGCACUGAACGUCGGUAAUGACAUUUUUGGCCAUAUGCCAUUUAGAGUGGACGGCCGUGAGGGCACCACGCUUAACGCCGGUAAUGGCGUUGUUGGCGAUUCGCCAUAUUGUGUGGGCGGCCGUGACGGCACCACACCUAAUGUCAGUAAUGAUAUUGUUGGCGAUACGCCGUAUAGAGUGGACGGCCGUGAGGGCACCACGCUUAACGCCGGUAAUGGCGUUGUUGGCGAUUCGCCAUAUGGUGUGGGCGGCCGUGAGGGCACCACACCAAAUGUCAGUAAUGAUAUUGUUGUCGAUACUCCGUAUAGUGUGGACGGCCGUGAGGGCACCACGCUUAACGCCAGUAAUGGCAUUGUUGGCGAUACGUCAUACAGUAAGGACGGCCCUGAGGGCAACACACCUAAUGUCGGUAAUGACUUUAUUGGCGAGACGCCGUUAAAUUUGGGGCUAGGCCCGCAUAAUACACGUGGAGUGGCACGUUUCAAUCCACUGGGUGAAGUGCUCGAGUUGCGUAACACUUCACCGGAUGUCGGUCAAGACAAAAGCUCUCGUACAGAGCGUCUCGAAGAGACGAUCGAGACGCCGGGUAGCAUUUUUUAUGCGCCAGGCGUCCUCACAGUCACAUUGUGA
Molecule: messenger RNA, 729 nt
Organism: Peronospora matthiolae
Lineage: Eukaryota; Oomycota; Peronosporomycetes; Peronosporales; Peronosporaceae
Source: the annotation of a GenBank genome assembly